Molecule: messenger RNA, 2366 nt
Organism: Dicentrarchus labrax (European seabass)
Lineage: Eukaryota; Metazoa; Chordata; Actinopteri; Moronidae
Gene: kcnj1a.1
Product: potassium inwardly rectifying channel subfamily J member 1a, tandem duplicate 1
Exons: 2
Coding region: 356-1477 (373 amino acids)
Biological process (GO): potassium ion import across plasma membrane; regulation of monoatomic ion transmembrane transport
Cellular component (GO): plasma membrane
Molecular function (GO): ATP-activated inward rectifier potassium channel activity
Source: RefSeq, a predicted model, not a curated record
CAUGGACUGAUUUGAUUCCUGACCGACCCCAGAGAGAGCGAUCAGUUAGCGAUCAGUUUGGAUUUUGAACAUCGUCUUUUUCAUCUCAGCUGCUUCUGUUGUCUCACCCUAUCACCUAUUUAUGUUCUAUGGUCCCCAUAUUUCAUCACAACACAGCCCUAUAGUUGUGGAGGAGAGGAGAAAUUGUUUGUUGCUUGGAGGAAGACGACUGUGCUGUGCUGAGCUGUGAAGCAGUGAUGUUUGAUUCAUGGUGACAACAUUGUGCCCGGGAAUGUGUUAAACACAUUCUUAUGGUCAUCAUUUUCAGAGGAGUGGAGGAACUCAUGCAUAAACAAAAGGCGUCGGCUUUUAGAAAAUGUUUGGGUUUAUGAACAAACGCAUCCAGGACUGGCUGGCGGACCGAAGAUGCCGCAGGACCAGAUUAGUGACCAAAGAUGGUCGCUGCAACAUUGAAUAUGGAAACAUCCAUUACAGCAAUCACUUUGCCUUUCUGGCUGACUUCUGGACCACGUUUGUGGAGAUCCGGUGGCGUUUUGUCCUCUUACUCUUCAUCGCCUCUUUCACCCUCAGCUGGUUCAUUUUUGGCCUGCUGUGGUACUGGAUUGCCCGCAGUAAUGGAGACCUGACGUGGCAAAAUCAAGAAUUAGACCACACUCCAUGUGUUGAUAAUGUUGAUGGACUGACCACGGCGUUUCUCUACUCUCUUGAAACCCAGACAACUAUUGGAUAUGGUGGCCGAGCGCUCACCCCUUUCUGUCCAGGUGCUGUGGCUCUUCUCAUUAUUCAGUCCCUUCUCGGAGCCAUUAUCAACUGCUUCAUGUGUGGAGUCAUCCUGUCCAAAAUCUCUUUACCCAAAAAGAGGGCUAAGACCAUCACAUUUAGUGACAUGGCUGUCAUCAGCCCCAAAAAUGGCUCUCUUUGCCUGUCAAUCAGGGUGGCAAACUUACGCAAGACCCUGAUGAUUGGAAGCCAGAUCUAUGGCAAGCUGCUGAGGACAACAGUAACACCAGAUGGGGAGACAAUCAUCAUGGACCAAGUAAACAUUGACUUUAUGAUGGAUGCUGGGAAAGACAACCUCUUCUUCAUAUGUCCUCUCACACUCUACCAUGUCAUCGACAAGAGCAGUCCCUUCUUUGAGAUGGCAGUGGACACGCUACAUAAACAAGAGUUUGAGCUGGUGGUCUUCCUAGAUGGCACAGCAGAGUCCACCAGCUCUACCUGCCAAGUCCGGACCUCUUUUAUUCCUCAAGAGGUCAUGUGGGGCUAUAACUUCUUGCCCAUCAUUUCCAGAAGCAAGGAGGGCAAGUACAGAGUAGAUUUCUCCAACUUCUCCAAGGCGGUGCCAGUAGCCACUGCACAUUGUGCCUACUGUUUCCACAACAUCAAGGGUCAUCACCACCAUUCCAGAGAUGGACAUGAUAACCAGGGCUUUGAGGUGAUCGAUAUCAAUGAUCCCCCAAAUGUCACCAAAAUGUGAGAGGAUGGAUACAGUGCAGUGUACAGUGAAACUGAGACUGAUGGAGGCUUGUACCUCUCACUGAUAAACACCUCAAGACUCUAAAGAACAAACAGGUGCUGGAGGCAGGUGGAGUCACCUAAUGGCAGACAACACAUUGUGUAGCAUUUAAAUAUGAAGUAAAGUAAACCUACUUAUUUGCUAUUCUAUUGUGUUCAACACAGAUAAGAAAGCCACCUGUGGGUCAGGACAGUUAUUGUGAACCAUUUGUAUGCAAAACCACACCUGUCACUGUCUGCUGAUCAAAAACCUGUUUUUCAAAAGGGAGGCCAGGUCACGUAAGAUGGUGAAGCUGCAAUUCAAGAACAGAAAAACAAACUUCUCCCAAUUACUCACACAUGGACUAUACAUAUACGCUCUUUCUUUAAAUGAAGAUGGAGUGAGUCUAAUUGGCGUUGCAAAUUUGGGUUUACCAAGUAUCCACAGGCAGGCAACCAGGCAUAUGUUUUAUAAUGUGUGUAAAUCUUACAAUUACUUGAGGGACCAGUGUUGGGGGGUCAUGCUAUUGUCAUGGGUGAGAAAAAGCUAAAGUGGUUGUUAUUAUUAAUUCAUGCUACUGUAGGCUUAGAGACACUUGGACUUGAACCAUUAGAGUUCUGCUAUUAAUGCACUAGCAAAGGGUUGGGCUCAGGGGUCACUCUUUUUAAAAAGUGGGUGAUGUAGUUGUUUUUUUCCUUCUUGAGUGAAGACACUGUGAGAGAAAAAGCUCUCAUGAAACACUUAAAAUAUGGUUGCAUACAGCUCUGACAUAGUAGGAAAAUCAGUUCUGUUUGUUAAGUUAUUUUUUUUGUAUUUGAUCUCAGGGGGAAAAUACACUGAAAUAAAGGCUAUUUUUGCAUUAAAAAAAAAA